GCCUCAAAUGCGUCUCAUCGCGCGCUUUACUGCUGCCGCCUGAUCUCUAGGGACAUCAGAAACACAACACACGCGCACGCACGCAGCUUUACGCUCACAUCCUUCUCAAACAUGUACCUGAGGCGCUUCACAGGCUUUUAAGAGCCUGGAGACGCGUUUAUCGUUCAGUGUUGUUUUAUCAAAGCGCAGGUGAAUUUAGCGUGAAUGCGUCACGCUGUACCGGGCACGCGAGUGUAUCAUGAUAGUGUGGCGUAGGUUACGCAUGUCUAAUGUAACGCGCGUGUUUUAGUUGACAAAUAACCGAGCAAAGCGUUACGAUGAAGGACACCGGAGAAUCAAAAGAUCAGCAGCUGACUGUGGCCCUGCGGAUUCGCCCACUGAGCGAUGCAGAACAGGAGGAAGGCGCCACAAUAAUAGCUCACAAAGUGGAUCAUCAGAUGGUGGUUUUAAUGGAUCCCAUGGAAGAUCAUGAUGAUAUUCUUCGUGCUCAUCGAUCCAGAGAAAAGACUUACAUGUUCGACGUAGCCUUCGACUAUACAGCCACGCAGGAUGAAGUGUAUAGAUCCACCACAAAAGGUCUGAUUGAGGGUCUCAUAUCAGGGUACAAUGCCACGGUCUUUGCUUACGGACCCACAGGUUGUGGGAAGACAUACACAAUGUUGGGAACCGACAGAGAACCCGGUAUCUACGUUCGCACCUUAAACGACCUAUUCAAGGCUAUCGAAGAAACCAGCGAUGACAUGCGGUACAGCGUUUCAAUGUCCUACCUGGAGAUCUACAAUGAGAUGAUAAGAGACUUACUGAAUCCAUCUUCUGGAUUCUUGGAUCUUAGAGAGGAUUCAAAGGGAGAGAUACAGGUCGCUGGAAUAACAGAGGUCUCUACUAUCAAUGCACGAGAGAUAAUGGAGUUGUUAAUGAAAGGAAACAAGCAGAGAACUCAAGAACCGACGGCGGCAAAUCAGACGUCGUCUCGCUCUCACGCCGUACUGCAGGUGGCCGUGCGGCAACAGAGCCGAUGUCGAGACAUUUUGCAGGAGGUGCGGUUUGGACGGCUCUUCAUGAUCGAUCUGGCGGGGUCUGAGCGUGCUUCACAGACACAGAACAGAGGUCAGCGGUUAAAAGAGGGCGCCCACAUCAACAGAUCUCUGCUCGCUCUGGGGAACUGCAUUAAUGCCUUGAGUGAAAAAAACGGCAACAAAUACGUCAACUAUAGAGACAGUAAACUUACACGAUUGCUUAAGGAUUCUCUGGGAGGAAACAGUAGGACGGUGAUGAUUGCCCACAUAAGCCCCGCCUCUCUUGCCUUCGAAGACUCACGAAACACCCUGACCUACGCCGACCGUGCCAAAAGCAUCCGCACACGGGUUAAAAGAAACCUGUUGAACGUGUCUUAUCACAUCGCUCAGUACACCAGCAUUAUCUCGGACCUCCGUAGCGAGAUUCAGCGACUAAAGAAAAAGAUUGCGGAUCAAUCCAGCAGCAAGCAGAACCCAGACAGAACAGACAUCCGACAUGUGCAAGCGGAGGUGCAGGCUCAUUCAUCUCAAAAGAGUCGAGCUGAGAUGGACCAACUGCGUGAACAACUGAUCGAUGCGUUCAGACAGCAGAUGGACAUUAGAAAGCGACUUAUGGAGCUGGACAACAGCAACAUGGAGAUCCAGAUAGACACAUCCAAACAUCUGCUAACAAUAGCAGACUGGGAGCAGGAACGCUUUAGGAGAAGAAAGAAGUGGCAGGGAGAGAGGAGGAAGGAGAGUUUCAAUAAAGACGAAAGCGAGAAAGACUCGGACUCACCUGAAUCUUUGCCGGACAGCUCAGAGACACAAGAGGUGGCCAUUGCCAGAGAAAACCUGGUUACUCUCAUGGCCGAGCAGAAGAAAAUACAAAAACAGAAGGCCGGUAUGGAGCAGCGUCUGGUUGAGCUGAGGGAGAAAGCUCGGCGUCUGGAGGAACUUCUUCCUCGCCGGGUGAGCUCAGAGGAACAGAGAGAGGUGCUGUGCCUUCUUUGUAAGGUCCAUGAGCUGGAGAUCGAGAACGCGGAGAUGCAGUCCAGCGCUUUGCUCAAGGACAACGUGAUCCGACAGAAGAACGUGGUAGUUCAGAGAUUCGAACAGCACAGGAACCUUUGCCACGAGAUCAUCCAACAACAACGGCAGUUCAUUGAUGAUCACAGUCUCUUGGUCCCUCCACACCUUCAAGAGCUUUAUGAGAUGUAUAUGAAGGAAAUGGAUGAGAAGAACUUGGACAGAGUCGUGGCCUUGGAUAAAUUCACCAUUCGUACCCUCAAGGAGGGUUCCCUGCCCAAAAUCACUCUCCCCAGCAGAGGUCGUGAUCCUCUACAGGAGAUGGAUUCAGAUCAGGAGAGCGUUCGCACUUUGGGCUCAGAUAACCGACAAGGUCGAACCAAAGUGAGGAGACACACACUCCCUCCAAUUCUCCCAGAGUCUGACGGGGACAGUAAUCGAGUAUUUAAGAGCAGUCACAAACAGAUGAAGAGCUCUGAAGUUAUGACUCCACCACCAAUUCACAUCAAUGGCUUGGGCAACAGAGAGCUGUUACCAUCUGUCCUGGAUGAUACAUUGAGAUACAGUCAUCUCAGUCACAGUAUGAGCAGUCAUCUGGAUUCUUCACCUGACAGCAGUGACGCACCACUGACACCCAAAGAGAGACAGCAGAUUCUGAGGGGUGUGCAGAACAUUGCAGUCAAGGCUGCCCGACGCCGCUCGAAGGUCCUGGAAUUAGAUGCCCUCCGAUUACCCCCACCGCCCUCUCCACUGGACCCCAAAAAGCACAAGAGUAAUCUGUCUCUGAGCGAUGCGCCCCCUAAAGGCCCACCGCUGCGACGCGGGAGACAGCCCAGCCCAGAGCUGCGUCAUGCCACCUCUGAUGACAACCUGUCCAGCAGCACAGGUGACGGCCACGCCCCCAACAGCACGUGGACGCGGCCGCGGAACCGUCAAGCCGUAAAGAACGCCGCCCCGCGGGAGCAGGACUUCGAGGGUCGCAGGCGCAAGAGGAGAUCUCGAUCAUUUGAGGUUACAGGACAAGCAUUGUCUCAGGCGAAGAUCACCAACCAACGAUUUCGACCCCUGGACAGCACAUCUGAUCCCCAUCUACACAUCAACGGUCAACCACCGGCCCCCCUCCUGCGUCCCCAACACAGAGCUCAACUUACAAAAGGUCGACCCUCCCACAACAUCCACCAAACAGGAUCAACAGCGGAUGUGACUUCCACCAACUUGCCCUCCCAUCUCCUUAAACGUGGACCCCAAACCAGGCAACUUCAGCCUCUGCUGUACGUCACCACCACUGGGACAGGUGCACAGCGUACCCGCAAGCACUGAUGGCAUUCAGGCUUUUCUGCAUAGACUUUUCGUCCUGACCAAGCACUAGCACGAUGGAUCCCCUUAAAAAUUAUUUUAUUGAGACCAAGUGGAAGGUUUCUUUCUUUGAUCCGAAUGGAGGAGCUGUACCAUUAGUUAAAACUUUUUGACUUUGAAAUCUGUACCUUGUGCUGAUCACAAGUAAACCAGAUUGAAAAGAGGACCCGUACCGUGUCGUAUGACCAGCUUAUAUCCUUAGAGAUUUUGCUUAAAUGCUUGUAGCUUUUUUCUGACUUGCGAUGUCAGCUUAUUUUUUAUUUAUUGGCCAUUGUAAUUGGAAAGAUUGCCAUGAAUUCAGCAGCCUUGGUUUAUGUUAAAACUAUAUUCCCUUAAUGAUAUGCAAAAAAUUCCAGAGCUAAAUCGACAGGGGAUAAGUCCUGCCUCAAAAUGCCUUUUGGUUAAUUAUUUAUAUCUGGACGUAAGCUUAUGAAAACGAUUAAACAAUUCGUAAGAAUGUUGUUGUUUCUUUUGAAGUAAAACAGAGAUGUUUGUUUAUGUAAUUGGAGUCACACCCGUCACCUUCCAUAGGGAACAAUAUAUAUUUCACAGCUACUGUAUACUGUGAAUGCAUUGCUCCCUCAGGCCUGGCAUCAAUGAAUGUACUGUCGUAUUACUCAUAAAUCAUAUUUCUGUCUUCUGCGAAUGUGUUUCUGAUGAUGCACAAUGCUCCAUUUCUGAUGUCAUUUUGUGUUUACUGGGAAGAAUCGAUGUUAUUUUGCCUUCACUGUUAUUUGGGUUUCGGCGUUUUCCUUAAAAAUCCUUAUGGGUUUGUGUUAGUUCUUAGUACCAGAUGAGGUGGCAUGUUUAAUGUAGUCCAGACCCUCAAUGGAUUGUUUUUAAAUCUAAAAGAAAAAAAUACUGCUGCCUUCACUUAAAUGUACUUAAAAAUGUUCAAAGUUUCUGUAUUUUUUUCAUAAUUAUACAUGCAUAGACACUUUUUCUACUCUUAAUUUUUUACCUUUUUUGUAACCAAAAUAAAUUUGAUCGGCAAAGUGA
Misgurnus anguillicaudatus (oriental weatherfish) is the source of this 4379-nucleotide messenger RNA. It is a transcript of the gene kif19, whose product is annotated as kinesin family member 19. Gene Ontology annotation, biological process: microtubule-based movement. Gene Ontology annotation, molecular function: microtubule motor activity; ATP binding; microtubule binding. NCBI's taxonomy places the organism in Eukaryota, Metazoa, Chordata, Actinopteri, Cypriniformes, Cobitidae. The record is from RefSeq and is a predicted model, not a curated record.